AUGGGUGAAGCCGGAUAUGCAGAAAAGCGUAUCUCAGAAGCAUACUUGAUAGCGCCGGCACUGCACUUUCCUCCAUCCUUCCAGCCUCAGCCAGGAUUGCUUCCAACCCCAAAAGCCGCGUUGGAUAAAAAUUUAUAUUUAUUGAACUCUAAGCACAUUGAUUACGCCGUCGCCAAAGUUGAUACCUUCUCCUUCUUGGGUUCGAAUUUUCAAUGGUACAGAAAGCAGUGCAGCACACGCCUCUUCUGUCCAGCUAAAGCAAUUAAGCAAAACCCCUUCUCUUGCGAAAUCUCGUCCUUCUUAUGGAUUCAACAAUGUUAUGAGCUCCUAUCACUUAUCAACACCGCAUUUGCAAAGCUAGUUGUGGACAUAGGCUACCCCGUCAACCGCUGGGAAGUUAUUUCUCUUCACCAGUAUCUCAAUUGCAGCUUCCAUUUGCUGGAGCUUCUAAACUCUGUUAGUUCCUCUCUUUCUCAUCUGACGCACGCUCGCCUUUCCUUUGCUCUCGCUCUCACCCUCCUCCAGAAUUCACCUUCUUUGGCGAUCAAGCAUCUCAAAGCAGUUCAGCCUCAAGGUUCAAGCAAGGACUAUAGAGGACAGCAAGACAGGGAAGACGGUGACAAGUACAACAACUUCAGCUGCUGCCCCUGGAAGGAAAAGCUAGUAGUCAAGCUUUAAUGGCAAUAAAGAAUAUUGGCUUUUGGGUAUGUGGCGUUGUUUUGGCUACCUUGUCGGAGAGGCUAAACCAUACUUGGAGAUCAAGCAAUUGAUUGCCACCUCCAAUAGUGCUUCGUUAAACCCAGUAGAUUCAUGUAUUUAUGACGUUAUAGUAGAGAAAGGUGAGAUACUGAGAGAGGUUAUGGAGCUUAAUAAUGCAGCAGCUUCCCUAGCAUCAGCCAUGGUCUCUGGGAAAAGCAGUGAUGCGGCCAAGGAUUUGGAGACAAGGUUGGGUGUUUUGGGGAAGCAGCAGGAAGCUUUGGAGAAGCAGGUCCAUUAUUUGUUCUCCAAAGUAUUCGCAGCCCGAAAAGAACUGCUUCUUAGUGUUCGACAAUGCAAGAAAUAACCUCAAUUUCUGAUCAACUUUUAAAUGGUUUUUUGGACAACAUUCGUUUGAUGACAGUAAUUGUAUUUGUAUUUGCAAAACUAACCACGGAAAUAGAACUGCAUCAUGUCAGUUUCAAGUUUUGAA
Messenger RNA from Gossypium arboreum, 1189 nucleotides. RefSeq lists its product as uncharacterized. Bases 1 to 678 code for a protein of 225 amino acids. The transcript is spliced from 3 exons. The record is from RefSeq and is a predicted model, not a curated record. NCBI's taxonomy places the organism in Eukaryota, Viridiplantae, Streptophyta, Magnoliopsida, Malvales, Malvaceae.